Loa loa (African eye worm) is the source of this 375-nucleotide messenger RNA. RefSeq lists its product as hypothetical. NCBI's taxonomy places the organism in Eukaryota, Metazoa, Nematoda, Chromadorea, Rhabditida, Onchocercidae. Bases 1 to 375 code for a protein of 124 amino acids. The transcript has a single exon. The record is from RefSeq and is a predicted model, not a curated record.
AUGAAUGGGAAGUAUGAAAAAAAUGUCGACAAUAGCAGGAAUGCUGUCCUGCCCUCAGUUAAGCAGAAUAUCACCUCAACCCACAGAUAUACAGACGGACAGACACAGACACACAGCUACACAAACAUACAUACAGAUACACACAGACACACACAGAUACACGCACAUACACACGAACAACAGACAUACACGCAUGAACACACACACACACACACACAAAAUACACGCACGGACACACAUAUACACAGACAUACACGCACGAACAUACACACAGACAUACACGCACGAACACAUACACGCAAGAAUACACACAAACAGACAUACACGCACGAACACAGAGCAAAGAUGACACAAAUGUUAGCCGUACGACGUUGA